AAAGAACGAUUUGGCGAUCGACUGAGUUUCGAAAACGGUGUAAUGACAAUAAAGGAUUUGAAAGAAGAGGAUGCCGCAGACUUUUACUACCGCAUUGGCGAGUAUCCACACGUACUGAAUAUUUUGUUGUAA
Molecule: messenger RNA, 132 nt
Organism: Gongylonema pulchrum
Lineage: Eukaryota; Metazoa; Nematoda; Chromadorea; Rhabditida; Gongylonematidae
Source: the annotation of a GenBank genome assembly